AUGAUGAAAGGACAGAAUAUGCGGGGGCGCCUUCGCCAGCAAGAUGUGGUGUUGGCUCCAGCCAGGGAUCAAACUGCCCGGGCUUUACGGGAAGCUCGACGGACGGGCGUCUUGAGUCUGCCAGCGAGGAAUCUAACCGAGUUCCCGGCUAAAGUGUAUCAUCUAGAAGAACACUUGGAAAAGGACGAGAAGAAGUGGGAAUGCGUUGACCUGGUCAAGAUCGACUUGAGCCACAACGCCAUCCCAUCCAUAUCCGACGAGAUCGCGGGACUAACUUCAGUAACCUCGAUCAAGCUGACACAGAACGCGUUGCAAGUCCUCCCAGAGGGGUUCUUCGAGCUUCAAGCUCUCACGUACCUGGAUUUGAGUCACAAUCAGCUGGAACAAGACCUCUCGGAAAGCUUUGGCGCUUUGGUCGGCUUGAAAGAGUUGGUAUUGUCGGGUAACAAGUUGAGCCGACUACCAGAUUCCAUCGCGCUCCUCGAAAACCUCGAGACUUUGCAUGUCGAUGAUAACUCGCUUACAGCUCUUCCUGAGAGCAUCGGCAGACUGCACAAGCUGCACGUUUUGAUGGCACACACCAAUCAGUUGACAAGGCUGCCAGCAUCAUUCGGAGCGCUGCAAAAUAUGCAGAAUCUCGACCUCAAGAAGAAUCGAUUGGAGUCCACCAGCGACGCGUUGGCUGGGCUGUCACGACUCAAGUUCUUGGAUCUGCGGCAGAAUAAACUCAUCGUCUUCCCAGAGCUUCCUGAAGGUGCGACGCUGGAUCAGGUCUUCUUGGGGUACAACAUACUCUCCGCCAUCGACGAGACGUCCAUUUUGCGCAUCAAAGAUUCCGUCACGGUGUUGGAUAUGCGCGACAACAAGUUUGCCGCUUUACCCGCCAACAUCGCGUGCCUCUAUCUACUCAAAACGUUAGAUGUUGCGAACAACGACUUGUCGGAUCUCCCGCCUGGCCUGGGCUACCUCAAGCACCUUAACCACUUUAUCGUUGAUGGAAAUCCAUUGCGAGCUAUUCGUCGUUCGGUGAUCAGCUCCGGGUGCGAGUCGCUCAAGAAAUACCUUCGUACGCGCGGUCCACCUCCCGUUGGUGUUGAUGUGCUGGAAGAAGAGCGAGAUGAACUGCAGUUGGAGCGAGAACGCUUGGCCCAAGUCGACAAUAACAAGACGGAAGAGCUCCCACCCCCCGCAGUGGAGUACACCGCUCAGUUUCGGGAAGCUGCAGCAUCAGGAACUAUGAUCUUUACGAAUAGCUCGCUUGCUGUGUUGCCGCCGGACUUGGUAGGCCAAGGUCAAUUCAACUUCGGCUCGACCCUGAUCCACCUGAACCUUUCAUCAAACCAGCUACAGGCGCUUCCAGCUUCAGUUGGAGAGUUGGUGAUGCUAAAGACUCUGACAGUGGAGGACAACCAGCUCCAGUCUCUUCAUCCCUCUAUUGCUGCACUACCUCAUCUCGAGCUCCUGCGUCUUCGAAAGAACCAACUUUUAGCUGAAAGUAUCAGUUACUUCCUCGGCGAUUCGCCAGCACUGGGGAAUACAUUAAAGGAGAUGGAUCUGCGCAGCAACAACCUCUCAGCUUUACCCGCUGAAAUCUCCCAACUCCGAUCGCUGGAGACGCUGCUGCUGGCUUACAACCGGAUCGAAACGCUGGAUCGCUUCCCAUGGUCUCAGCUCGCGAAAGUGAGCGUGAUCAGCGUGUCGGAUAACAAACUGCGCUCGCUUGGCCGCAUCUACGACGCUCCACUGCUGGCGUCCCUUUCAUUCGAGAACAACAACCUGGCCAAAGUCCCAUGCGAGCUCGGGUUGUGCCCUCACCUCCGCGCGAUCUACAUGAACGGCAACCCACAGCGCACAGUACGAGGCGCGGUGAUCGCAAAAGGGAGCGCGGAGAUCCUAGUGUACCUGAAAAACAAGCUCCCACCGAACGCGGUGUUGUCUCCGCCCUCCCCAGUGGCAACACCACGAGCUGCCAAGUCGAGUCCCGAGAGAAAUGGAGGCAAGAGUCCAUUCCCUGAUAAACGACCAGCCUCCGGACGUACUGGCAAUACCUACGCAGCUCACGCAGGACAAGCUCCCGUGGCACCGGUUGAGAACUUCGCUCAGUCGAAUAACGAGAACUCUGCUGUCGAGCUGGAGCUGUCCAAGCUGUCGGCACAAAUUGAGCAGCUCGAGUCGCAGCUUGACGACCACGCGCUGUCGGCGCCCAAGCGCUUCGCGUUGAAGAAGGAGCUGGCCGUGGUGCGCUCCAAGAAGAUCCGAGAGGCUCGCAAACUGCAGUGA
Molecule: messenger RNA, 2280 nt
Organism: Phytophthora sojae
Lineage: Eukaryota; Oomycota; Peronosporomycetes; Peronosporales; Peronosporaceae
Exons: 4
Coding region: 1-2280 (759 amino acids)
Molecular function (GO): protein binding
Source: RefSeq, a predicted model, not a curated record